AUCUGUUUGCAAAGAGUCGCUUGAACUUUAGACCUAGUUCAACUCACAGGCUCUCAGGUCCUAGAUGCCAGCUGUGCCUUGCUCUUUGUAAGGUCCCAGUACAACACAGAGCUCGAAUGGGUCCUUGAUCGGAGUUUGGACAGUUCACAACGAUAGGUUCUCUGAAGAAAAAAGAAGACGAUAAAAGAGUGCAGGACCGACAACUCCAGCUCAGUUGUCUUUGCCCAAAAAAAGGGACCUUUUUGGGUCUUCUGCUGCUCCAACAGCUUAGCGUCACCGUAUAGAUUUCAUAUCACGUACUGCAAAAGAUGCGCAAAAAUUCACCGCAACCCAACAAUACUAACGAACAAAAACUUUAUAAUGUCUGUUCUAAAUACCGGGCAGCGCUACGCGCCAAAUCCAAAAUCGAAUCAAGCAAUCAGGCUCUCCCGCUAAUUUACCCGUUUUCUUGCCGAACAUCUCUUGCAGCCUUUCAAGCUACAAAGCAACGGUUUUCAUCUUCUCUCAGCUCUGGCCGACAACAACAAGCCAUUUUUCCUAUGUCUUCAUUUUUAUCUCACGGUCUAACCAGUUGUCAUCAUUACCAACAUCAUAGUCUCAAUAUGAAAAGCAACGAUUUAAAUAUUUGCGCGUUCUUUCUGGACGCCCGCUACUCGCUCUGUCCCUGGCGGCAUCAGCGAACGCAUCCAUUCGCCCACUCUUCACGACGCUACCCUUUCCCAGCAUCUCGUUGCCGGUGGCGUGUGGGUGGGGUUGAUGGUCUGAUCAGUAGUUCUGCUGUUGGCCGCCGUAUUGAUUUUGCUUCCGCCAUGUUGUCUUCGCUUCGUCGUCUGGUUAGUACCGUUUUGUGUUGGCGCUACGGCAUCGGCGGCUGCCAGCAGCAGCUGCAGCUGCAAUUGCAGCAGGGUUAGUCACGGCGACGGCAAGACGAAGCCAGUCACUGCAUCAUCGCCCGCGCCAUAUCGCUGCAGCGGUUCACUGACGCGCGCCCGCAGCUGCCGCCGCCGUACAAGAGGGAGACGACACGCGUAGAAGCUGCGGUCGUCGCAAGUCGCGAACAGCGAGCCGUGGGUGGCGCUGAGAGUGGUUGAUUUUGGUGCUAGUGUUGCUGCUGUUCGAGCAGUUGUUGAAGAGUAGAAAGCUGCGGCUGGGCGUGUGGCCGCCGUUCGGUUCAGUUCAAUUGGCCACUGUGUGGCGGUGCUUUAUUCACGGGUUGCCUGGUGCUCAACUUAAGAAGUGGCCUGUUCGCGGACGCGUCUGCGUGUUGUGACGACGCUACCAAGCACUAUCGAGCCGUCGUUCUGUCGCUAAUUUGUUGGUUGUUUUGGGGCGUGUGUAUGUGCGCAUGUUAUUGUGAAGUUGUUUCUUUUUGUACGAGCCAUUUUUCUGACGGUAGCUACAACACGCUGUUGGGUGAUGGUGUGGCAGGAGAUCCGCUCAGGAAAGGAGUUGAGCAGACUGUGGCCAAUCAACGAUCCUUCCUCGUUUCUUACCUACACCCGUCUUAGCAGUUGACGUUCUAACUUAUAUUAACGUCAUCACCUUUUUCCAGAUUAGCAACAAUCAAAUCGCAGGAAGUGCGCGCGGGCCUUGAUCUCCGUACUGCCUGAGAUAUCUCUAAUUCUAAUUGUAACAAACAUAAUAUAUUAAAAUCGACAUCGUAUUGAGAAUAUCUCUUGAGGCUUGCAAUUAUCACCGAAUGAAUGAAAAAAAGAGGUGUUAAUAAUGAUCGGGUACGCCGUGAGUGUGGCUCUCUUACUGUUAUUUUUGCUGACAAUUAUUUUGUGAACGUGGCCUGGAGGCAGGUUGUCGUAUACGCAUGGAUGGCUCAGAGUCAGUCACGACUGCAAUCUUCCUGUUGCUAAACAGCUACACCUGUUACAGUCGUUCCCAACCUAUAGCAAUAAGAAUAACGAAGACAAUAACAACAACAACAAAAAAAAAAUCGCCGGAGUAGUCUAACAGCACUGCGUUAUUCCUUCAAUAAAAAUAAAAUUAAAUGAAAAAGCGUCAUUUCGUGCUAUUAUCCGGCAUUGUAGGUAACCAACUUUCUACGUGACGGCUAUCUGUCGACUACCAUAUCUCUGACUCCUACCACAGAUCGGAAUAACAUUUUAUUAUCAUAGGUUCUUAAAGUUUCACUGAAGCCUGUUUUGCCUAUCCAUGGGGCCCGUCGUGUUCAUAACGAAGCAUCAGUAACGAAAACGGAAGCGUAUUACAAGUGCUAUAUCAUUUUGAGUCUCAUUUGGGUCUAGUAGAACCCAAAAACGUUCGCCACGUAGAGGUCGUUAAAUUGAGAAUCAAGAGGAUUAACGCGUUUGUUUUGUGAAUCAGUCAGUACGCGCUCGGAACCGACACUAAACAAAUAUAACAACAACAGCAGUAAAACAGCAAAUACAGGAAACUGUGGCGUAUCACUAGACGGAACGAAGAACUAGUGGCCGUAGUGUCACCAACUUCAGAGUAGGUAUCGCUCUACGGCGACGAUUGGAGUGUUGUGGAUAAUACGCUUUGAAGAGAUACAGUGAGACCCCGAGAUCGAGGAAACACGGAAGAGUUACGCUACAGAAUCGUGCUAGACGUAGUUGGCAGUAGUAGAACUAGCUGUGGUAGUGGUCAUUGUGAGAUGUCUGGCUGGGCUAGACGAGUUCACAGAGGGGCAAGCACCCUCAGCAGUGUUGUCACAUCGUGUGGAUACAACGCCCCCUAUACGAUACGCAUGGAAAAGGUGAAGUUUGGCUGUGCAUUAGAAGAUACGUGUCGAGCACAUGGGGAUAUCCCGGGUCCCCUCCUUGUAUUAGUGCUUUGCAUCAAUAAACUCGGGCCUCACAAGAGGGACGUCUUCCGUGCACCAGGACAUCAAGGAAACGUAAAAAAGCUGACAGAGUUUCUAGAGCAAGGGAGAUUGGUGAACCUGGACAAAUUUUCCGUUCACACUUUGGCGUCGGUCCUUAAGAAGUUCCUUCGCAAGAUACCUGGAGGAAUUUUUGGAUCAGAUAUUGAAAGCAGCUUAUUAGAGGCUAUCCAGGAUGAGGCGCUGCCACUUGAUGAUAAACGCGAUCAAAUAGCACAAAUAAUUAGCGAUCUUCCUCCGCUGACACAACGCCUUCUCGUGUUGAUCUGCGGAACGUUGCGCACUAUUACGGCAAGCAGCGAAACAAACCGAAUGAACGCUGAGGCCCUGGGCGUGAGCGUGGCGCCCUCGUUCUUUCGCUCAUGUGAUGGCAUCAAUAAAACAGCCAGAAUGGAAGAUAUCGUCAAAUUUAAGAAUGCCACGAGAGCAAUGCGAUUUCUGAUUGAGCAGUUCGGAUCGAGUAACGUCUACGGUCGGGAAAAUUAUGAAUACUACGCCCGGAUGACUGGCCGGGCUCUUCGAGUUGAUGGAGGGUGGAUUUUUGCUGAUCGAUAUCCAUUCGCAGUCCACGCAGAUGCAGCGGCAAUGCUCCUGGGCCGAGCGCCACCGUCGUUAGAGAUUUCUGAGGCUCGUGGUGAAACUGCUGGCCUUUGCGAUGAAGAUCAGGUGGUUCCCCCUUGGUUACUACCCGGUUGCGGUGAUGGAAGCGCUGGUGGGGCUGGUCUUUCUUCGUGCGCCUCCACACCUAUCCUCAAUCUGUCGGGGGUUUCGCAAUACGAAGGCGGUGAAGUCGCGUGUUGUGGCAGGCUGUCUAGUUCGCUAGAGGACAAUACGUUGUUACCACAUUCGCUCGCGCUAAAGGCAGCAUCUGCUGUCGCAGCAAGUCGUCACAACGGAACGUCUUCGGGUGUUGCCUGCUAUAUUAAUCCUGGCUGGCGGACUGAUCCCAACGGCGCUCGUUCACUAUCGUGCAUCUGCGAGUACCAGCAACAGCUGCAGGUACAGGGUGAGGCCGGCAACAACAACGGUGAAUACGGAGCUGUCGGUACAGCAGGCGAAGCUCGAUGGACGGAGUCUAGUUCAUCGAAAAGACGCUCCGACCAGCUACAACCCCAACCUGCAUAUCCAGUGGGGAGUUCAACGAGUGCUGCCGCUGCCAACUUGUCGGGUCUGAUACAAGAUCAUCUCCAACAGCAUCCUACCGGGCCGUAUAAAUUUCAUCAUCAUCAACCCGAACCUGAUCACCGUUGCAUGACCGUGCCGAUGUCCACCGUUGAGCGAUCCGUCGGUGUUACUUCCGGUGCUGUGGCUGAUGCUGCGUAUGAUCAUGGCGCCGCCAUGAUCCAACUGCUUCGUCGUGGCAAAUGUAGUGACGCAGGAGGCCAUGACGACCCGGGUCAAGACCACCAGCGCUUUGAUGGAAAUCAUGAUGGUAGUGCCGAGAACAAUACCAAUAUUACUCGUAAUGGCCGAUUCGCCACUGCCCGCUGUCAGGACCAGUUAGCCGAUGAGCCUGAGAAUGCUUCAAGCAGACACGGCUGCAUGCAGGUUCUCAUCAAGGGUUCACCUGCUAAGAAGCCCAACCUGAUGAUGCACUCGCAAGCGGUCACGGACGGUCUCUGCCCUGGCACAGAGGUGAGGGUGGUUCGGCGAGAGACUAUCAAACGAGAAUGUAAAGAGUAUCGUGACAGCGGUCUGGAAACAACAAGCUUGCUUCUACAGACAAACCUGGUCGAGGCCUGGUUACCGAUUGAGCACCUUCAGCGCGCUUCGGACGAAACGGCAAAACAAGUGAAGGACUCACCAGCCACUCACAAGUCGAUGUCGUUCCUUCCUUUGGUCCACGAGCGCCAAACCGAACGAAUGCGUACUCGUUCUGAGUGGUUCCUUAAUCCGGGCCCGAGGCCAGAAACAACUAGCGCCGUCAAUUUGGCCACUCCGGGCAACAGCUUAGCGGUAGGCAACAGCCCGACAAAGAAUGCGCUUGCGCCGCCUAAUCGGUUUCCUCUCACGGGUCUGAACACAGCAUGUCGUACGGACGAAAAUGUGUUUCUUGCAAUCCCUAGCCUGGGUAACAGUUCUCGAACGCCGCUGGCUCCCCUGGGUACGCCCACCUUGCUCGGAGGUCCGAACUGCGCCCCACUAACUAAUAGCAACGGGAACAACAACGCACAUACCGUUGUCAACAGCUCCUUAUCGACUUCUGCAUUAUCGAUUCCUCUUUCUGGUUCGUUGCUCAACGUAGAUCGAUCAUCGUCGACGAAUUCGACAUCCAGCAAUUCGUCGGCGCCUGGUAUUCAGCGAAAAACGUCCCUCAAACGUUCAAAUUCACGUAAAAACAAAGAGAACUCUGCGUAUGGUUCAGCCAAGCGGACUUCAUCAGGAAGCACCAUCUCUGCAGCGGUCGACGCCCAGAAUGGCGCUUCUGAAGGAGCACAGCGGGCUGGAUCCCCCGCAACAGGAGGAACCGGAGGUGUGGUUACGGAAAACGUCGCUAACAUUUCCGGCGCCACGACAACGGCGCAUGGCCAGUACAAGGCCUUUCUUUAGCUAGGAAAAAGAUUACAUUUACCAUUAUCAUGAUCACGGCGAAAGCCACUCUCAGUGGCCAAACCAUUGUUGCAAAGUUUACUUUAUUCAUCAAAAAAAGGAAGUGAUAGAAAACGUUAAUUGACUAUGAUUUUUAGGCGAUAUUACGUGUCUGAAGAGGUUACAACCAAUCCGACGUUCUAUAAUGUAGACGGUAUAGAAUUACACAAGAUAAAUACAUUGACUGUAAUUUAAGAAUGGAACGAAGCAAUUUCAUUGCGUGUGCGUGUGUGUAUAACUCGUGGGAUAAGCCCACCUUUAAGUCUUUUUAAGAAUAAAUUUUUAUUAUACCAGCAGAUAUAGGUGCUGCA
Varroa destructor (honeybee mite) is the source of this 5754-nucleotide messenger RNA. RefSeq names its product Rho GTPase activating protein at 71E (gene RhoGAP71E). The record is from RefSeq and is a predicted model, not a curated record. Gene Ontology annotation, biological process: signal transduction. Lineage: Eukaryota; Metazoa; Arthropoda; Arachnida; Mesostigmata; Varroidae. Gene Ontology annotation, molecular function: GTPase activator activity.